UCCCGCGCCGCGAGGGCCGCGCCGGGGCAGAGCCGCGCGGGCGGGCGAGGCGCGUGCCGGCCACAGAAGCUCCGGGUAGCCGCCACCGCCGCCCGCGCGCACGUGCGGCCGCUGCUGCGCCGAGCUUACGCCCCGCGGCGGCUUUGUUGCUCCCGGCUGCCCGGCACGAUGCACACGCCGGACUCCGCGGGCCCAGACGACGCGCGCGCAGUUGACAUCAUGGACAUAUGUGAGUCCAUCCUGGAGAGGAAGCGGCAUGACAGCGAAAGGUCUACGUGCAGCAUCUUGGAGCAGACAGACAUGGAAGCUGUUGAGGCUCUUGUUUGUAUGAGCUCCUGGGGUCAAAGAUCCCAGAAAGGUGACCUGUUGCGGAUAAGACCUCUCACGCCUGUCUCUGAUUCUGGGGAUGUCACCACCACUGUGCAUAUGGAUGCAGCCACACCUGAAUUACCAAAAGACUUUCAUUCUUUAUCAACUCUGUGCAUAACUCCUCCUCAGAGCCCUGAUCUCAUGGAGCCAUCGACAAGGACACCUGUUCCUCCCCAAGUAACAGAUUCCAAAGCAUGCACAGCCACAGACGUCCUCCAGUCCUCUGCCAUAGCGGCCACAGCGCUGAGCGGGGGCGCGGAGAGGGACUUGCUGGGUUUGGAGCCAGUGCCCAGCUCUCCCUGCAGGGCCAUGGGGACCAGCGUGAUCCGACACACUGGGGAGAGCCCUGCUGCCUGCUUUCCCACCACCCAGACUCCAGAUUGCCGGCUUUCUGACAGCAGAGGAGGAGAAGAGCAGUUUCUGAGACACUUUGAAACUUUGCAGGACACACACCUCACAGACACUUUACUCAACACUAACUUGGUUUCCUGUCAGCCCUGCUUGCACAAGUCUGGUGGCCUGCUCCUCACUGACAAAGGCCAGCAGGCAGGGUGGCCUGUUGCAGUUCAGACUUGCUCACCAAAGAAUUAUGAAAAUGACCUGCCCAGGAAAACCACUCCUCUGAUUUCUGUCUCUGUCCCUUCUCCCCCUGUCCUUUGCCAGAUGAUCCCCGUGACUGGACAAAGUGGCAUGUUACCAGCUUUUUUGAAGCCCCCUCCCCAGUUGUCUGUGGGGACUGUGAGACCCAUCCUAGCUCAGGCUGCUCCAGCGCUUCAACCUGUGUUCGUGGGACCUCCGGUGCCUCAGGGAGCUGUGAUGUUGGUCCUGCCCCAGGGAGCCCUCCCUCCGCCUGCCCCCUGUGCAGCCAGUGUCAUGGCUGCCGGGAAUACCAAGUUGUUGCCCCUUGCCCCUGCCCCAGUGUUCAUCGCCUCUAGCCAAAACUGUGCCCCGCAGGUAGACUUUUCCCGAAGGAGGAACUAUGUUUGCAGCUUCCCAGGUUGCCGGAAGACCUACUUCAAAAGUUCCCACCUUAAGGCCCAUCUUCGCACUCACACAGGGGAGAAGCCUUUCAACUGCAGCUGGGAUGGCUGUGAUAAAAAGUUUGCUCGUUCGGAUGAGCUAUCUCGCCACCGCAGAACUCACACAGGGGAGAAGAAGUUUGUGUGCCCGGUAUGUGACCGACGUUUCAUGCGCAGUGACCACCUGACGAAGCAUGCCCGGCGCCACAUGACGACCAAGAAGAUCCCAGGCUGGCAGGCAGAGGUUGGCAAGCUGAACAGAAUCGCCUCUGCAGAGAGCCCAGGGAGCCCACUGUUCACCAUGCCAGCCUCUGCCUGAAAGGUCCCCUGGGAUAUCACUCAUGGGGUUUUUAAAAACCUUCUUUUCAGGAAUGGAACUGAUGGAUUCCUCUCCCACCGCCUCACCCCCCAAAAAAAAAAUGGUCUUGGGGGCUAGGGGAAGAUCGGGGAGCUGGUUUUGAUGAAAGUAAGUUAAGUUUCCUUUCCACUUGGGACCCUGUUCAGUGUCUCUUGUAGUUUCAGAAGAUUUUUUGUUUUGUUUUGUUUUUUUAAAGAAAUGGUAGAAAAUUUGGCCGGGCGCGGUGGCUUAAGCCUGUAAUCCCAGCACUUUGGGAGGCCGAGACGGGCAGAUCACGAGGUCAGGAG
Molecule: messenger RNA, 2033 nt
Organism: Piliocolobus tephrosceles (Ugandan red Colobus)
Lineage: Eukaryota; Metazoa; Chordata; Mammalia; Primates; Cercopithecidae
Gene: KLF11
Product: KLF transcription factor 11
Exons: 4
Coding region: 169-1707 (512 amino acids)
Biological process (GO): regulation of transcription by RNA polymerase II
Molecular function (GO): DNA-binding transcription factor activity, RNA polymerase II-specific; RNA polymerase II cis-regulatory region sequence-specific DNA binding
Source: RefSeq, a predicted model, not a curated record